Molecule: messenger RNA, 6192 nt
Organism: Anguilla anguilla (European eel)
Lineage: Eukaryota; Metazoa; Chordata; Actinopteri; Anguilliformes; Anguillidae
Product: serine/threonine-protein kinase D3
Exons: 19
Coding region: 787-3429 (880 amino acids)
Biological process (GO): protein phosphorylation
Molecular function (GO): ATP binding; protein serine/threonine kinase activity
Source: RefSeq, a predicted model, not a curated record
UACAGCUGGAGGGAUAAUAAGAUGCGCAUGAACUAGCUGCGAACUGGCAGCGAGAAGAGGAAAGUUUUCCAAGAGGGGGGAAGGAGGAAAUGAAACUUGGUGCUCGCCAAAGCUUACUCACUCUGGUGAAUUUUAUGCAGUGAAAAAAUCAUAGCACUACUCUGUUUCACAACAACGCUGUGAAUCGACUCCUCGUGUUUUCUGUAAGGUUUUUCUGGAAUUAGAACUUUGUGGAGCCCUCCACCAGGGAGACAAAACCGCCCUUUGGAUGAAGAUUUCCGGUGGUUGACAGACAGGACGUCGGACAAGAACAGGCAACGACGGAGGAAAAUGCCCGUCCACCAGUAAUCCUCUUGGACUGGGACAGCCCAGGCGUAACCCAGAGUUUGGACAGGUCUUUGGUCAGCGCUUAACCGAACUGCAACAGUUAGCAAGGAUGUUGUCGGAAACAACAGACCUAUCUCAGUGACUUGAGUUAAAACUCAUACAUUUUGUUUGUGCAGUCUUAUGGAACAGUACAACAUUAAGUGCUUGGAAAACUCAAUGUCUGCAUUUCUUGAAUAUUUUAUUUUAUGGAUAAAUAGGAAAACAAUAUAUGGACGAUAACGCAGCUACUGAAAUUGAUUUUUAACCGAUGACUGUUUCAUCAGUGAAGCUCCAACAGUCUGAACAAACAUGCAGGAUCUACCGAAGUGUUGUUCUUGAACAUUUUUAGAGCUGUUGGGUUUCUGAACAUUUCAAACCGUACACAGUUUUCUUUUUUGAUACAUAAGAGGAAGAAAGCCAAUGUCUACCGGCAGCAGCCCGUCUCCUCCGUCCUUACCAAGAGUUUCCCCCCUCUCUCAGCAUCCUGCUGCUCCGCCAACUCCUUCGCCGUCCCCCAGCCCGCCGGCGCCGCUGUAUAGUCGCCUUUCGAACGGGAGUGCGAGCGCUCCAAGCCCUACCAACUCCCGUGGCUCUUUCCACGGAGUGUCAUUCCUUCUUCAGAUUGGCCUGACCAGGGAAACGGUGAACCUCGAGGCGAAUGAUCUGUCCCUUUCUGCAGUUAAAGACCUGGUCUGUUCAAUAGUCGACCAAAAGUUCCCGGAGUGCGGUUUCUUCGGCAUGUACGACAAGAUCCUGCUGUUCCGCCAUGACCUGAACUCGGAGAACAUCCUCCAGAGGCUGACGUCGGCCGAGGACAUCCACGAAGGGGACCUGAUCGAGGUCGUCGUCUCUGCUCUCGCCACUGUCGAGGACUUCCAGAUCCGGCCCCACACCCUGUACGUUCACUCCUACAAAGCCCCCGCCUUCUGCGAUGACUGCGGGGAGAUGCUCUGGGGCCUGGUGCGCCAGGGCCUCAAAUGCGAAGGAUGCGGACUAAACUACCACAAGCGCUGCGCUUUUAAGAUCCCCAACAACUGCAGCGGGGUGCGGAAGAGGCGCCUGUCCAACGUGUCCCUCCCAGGACCCUCUCUGUCCAUCCCUCGCCCCGCCCCCAUCGAGCAUGUGGUGGUGGCUCUGGAGGAGCAACGUUCCCACCAGGAGCCCGGGAAGCGGAUCCCGUCCUGGAGCGGCCGGCCCAUCUGGAUGGAAAAGAUGGUGUUGGGCCGGGUCAAAGUGCCCCACACCUUCGCCGUGCACUCCUACACCCGUCCCACCAUCUGCCAGUACUGCAAGCGCCUGCUCAAGGGUCUGUUUCGGCAGGGCAUGCAGUGCAAAGAUUGUAAAUUUAAUUGCCACAAGCGAUGUGCGUCAAAGGUACCAAGGGAUUGUCUCGGCGAGGUAGUUUUCAACGGAGAACCGGCCAGCCCGGGCCCCGACUUGGACGUCACCAUGGAGGUGGACAGCAGUCAGCAGUCUGAGGAGGCCUCCCCUCCCGAGGGAUUCUUCAUGGAUCCCUCCUUCAUGGAUGGAGAGAAGGAUGAGGAGACCAGCAAAGCCAUCAGUCCCUGCACCAGCAGUAACAUCCCCCUGAUGAGAGUGGUUCAGUCCAUCAAGCACACUAAGAGGAAGAGCUCCACCAUGGUGCGCGAGGGCUGGAUGGUGCACUACACCAACAGAGACAACCUGAGGAAGAGACAUUACUGGAGACUGGACAGCAAGAGCCUGACCUUGUUUCAGAAUGACACGGGUGCCAAGUACUACAAGGAGAUCCCGCUCUCGGAGAUCCUGCAGGUGGACCCGGCGCGGGACUUCAGCAGCCUGGCGCUGGGCGGGAACCCGCACUGCUUCGAGAUCAUCACCGACACCAUGGUCUACUACGUCGGCGAGAACACCGGCGGCAACCACCACAACCCGGCGCUGGCCGCCUCGGGGGUGGGCCUGGAGGUGGCCCAGGGCUGGGAGAAGGCCAUCCGCCAGGCGCUGAUGCCCGUCACCCCGCAGCCCAGCGUCUGCACCGCCGCGGGACAGGGCAGGGACCACAACGAGCUGUCCAUCAGUAUAUCUGUGUCCAACUCCCAGGUGAAGGAGAAUGUGGAUAUUAGCUCAGUCUACCAGAUCUUUGCUGAUGAGGUCCUGGGUUCGGGACAGUUUGGAAUUGUGUAUGGAGGGAAACACAGGAAAACGGGAAGGGACGUUGCCAUCAAAGUCAUCGACAAAAUGCGCUUCCCCACCAAGCAGGAGAGCCAGCUGAGGAACGAGGUGGCCAUUCUCCAGAACCUUCACCACCCUGGAAUCGUGAACCUGGAGUGCAUGUUCGAGACUCCGGAGCGCGUCUUCGUUGUCAUGGAGAAGCUGCACGGCGACAUGCUGGAGAUGAUCCUGUCGAGCGAGAAGAGCAAGCUCCCGGAACGCCUCACCAAGUUCCUGGUCACACAGAUCCUGGUGGCUUUGAGACACCUCCAUUUUAAGAACAUUGUCCACUGUGAUCUGAAGCCUGAGAACGUGCUGCUAGCUUCAGCUGAGCCCUUUCCACAGGUGAAGCUGUGUGACUUCGGCUUCGCCCGCAUCAUCGGGGAGAAGUCGUUCCGCCGCUCAGUGGUGGGCACCCCGGCCUACCUGGCUCCCGAGGUCCUGCGGAGCAAAGGCUACAACCGCUCGCUGGACAUGUGGUCGGUGGGCGUCAUCGUCUACGUCAGCCUGAGCGGCACCUUCCCCUUCAACGAGGACGAGGACAUCAACGACCAGAUCCAGAACGCCGCCUUCAUGUACCCACCCACGCCCUGGAAGGAGAUCUCAUCGGAAGCGACGGACUUAAUAAACAACCUCCUUCAAGUGAAGAUGAGGAAACGCUACAGUGUGGAUAAGUCCCUCAGCCACCCCUGGCUCCAGGACUAUCAGACGUGGCUGGACCUCAGGGAGUUCGAGACGAGGCGAGGGGAGCGCUACAUCACCCACGAGAGCGACGACGCCCGCUGGGAGGAGUACGCCGACGAGCGCAGCCUGGCCUACCCCAAGCACUUCAUCAUGUCUCCCAACCUCGACGACAUGGAGGAGGACCCCUAGUGGCCGGGAGGACUUCCUACGCGUGUCGGAGGAGGAGGAGACGGCGCACGGGACGCCUGCUGGACAGAGACCUUGUUAAACGGCUCAAGCCCUGGACUGGUGCACGCGAAGGGCUUACUGUAUGUCGCCGUGCGGACUAGAAAGGGGCCGCCACGUGGGUGCCCCUGGACGUGGCGCCAUUUUGAAAGUUCAUCAGGGGGAAGGCGUUUGAGUUUUCAGGUUUUUUUUAUUUUUACUACAGUCACAUUUCCGAGAUUCUGUGAGGCUCUCAGCUUUAUGAUAUAAAACUGUCCUUUGCUACCAGCCAUAGAUCGCUGAGCUCUUUGGCCUGAUUUCUCGGGUGAAAUCUGAUUUUAUGUGCGUUUGGGAGUGCUCAGUAAGAUUAAAUGUGAUGCACAGCACUUCAACCCAGGGCAGGGUUAAAAGCUUAGACCAAAUCCAAGAGGUCAUUUAAAAUUUCAAUAGCAUAUUUUUCUAAAAGUGAUCAGGUGAAAGAUGUUUCCUUUUUUUUUUUUACAUUUCAUUAUAUCAAAUUAUUUAGCUCAUACUGAGGUGAUUGAUAUUUUUUAGAAAGGAUUCUGUUCAAUUAUAAGGUGUCAAACUGGAACACACGACAAGAAUGCUAAUGCCUUGAGUAUAUUUUGAUAUGUGUUUGUGUUGAUUCGGGGAUAGAAUGUUUUUGCACUGUAGGUCAACUACCCUUCUCUUACCGACCCCAUCAUUAUAGAAGUUUGACAUCAACGGCUGCUACGUGUAAUUCUGGUUCUCUCUCUAAAAAAACUGUCAACCAAAGUAUAGAAGUGACUAAGCAGAAAAAGGGAUUGCUGGUAUGGCUUAUAUCUGGAAAUUCAAAUCAUGCUUUAUUUAUUCAGAAAUCUCAAUCUUUUGUGGUGAGUGUGUUGUCAGCAGAGUUGGUUUUAUUCUUUGCGGACCAGAGUGAUAGGGUGGAAUUUAUGUUGGAUUUACGAUCGUGUCACGCAUUUUAGAAAACGGUGAAUUUGUUUCACGAAUUGUUAUUAAAAAACAUACAUCUAUAUGUAAUACGAAGUGAUAAAAAAUGAUAUAGCCGAGGACCAAAUCUGUUUUAACGUACAUAGUCAGAAAUUGAUGUGACCACUUUAUGCAUUAAUGCUUUCGAUCCUCUUUCGUUUUUGAAUUCUGUGUUAAUGUUCGUAUCGCUGACUUUCCUGGAGACUCGUAAAAGCAACUGGAUCGAUGCAAGGACAGUUCACAUCUCAGCUGCGCAGUGUUGCUACUCUAACUAAGCUACAAGGUCGAGCCUUUCUACAGAAUCAGCCCGGCAAGAGCCCUGUGGGCCACAAUACCGAAGGAUGGAGACUUGAAGUCGCGCCAUUUCUAAUGCCGAAAGGCUAAAACCUAGAACUGAUGAAAGAUGGAACGGCCGUGAAAACCUUAGUUUAUGAAACAAAGCUUUUUAUUUUCGUAUUGUUGUUCUUACCCAAGCACUCGGUGCCAGAUCAGGAUGCAGAACUCUCUGGUUCAGUUAUGAAAUGCUUAUUACAAGAGUAUCUGUUGUUUUUUUCGUUAUGCUUUCAGUGUGUUUUUCUAUACGUGUGUUCUUUUCUGUUAUCAGUUGGUCCGAGGUGUGACAGUGUUUCAGGUAUCACGUUAUCCAGGGCUGGAGUGUAUAAUCAGGUGUGUCAGGUCUCUGUGUGCGUUUCCGCGCAGCUCGAUUUGUGUGUGUUUGCGUGUGCAUGUUCAUUCGGGCAUCCAGGAUACCUAUUACAUUUUUACAAAGUGCAGUUACUGAAAAGGCUACGCAGCCUUGAAGGUUACAACCUUUUCACAAUUAUUCUUUGAAAAUUUAUUUUAAAAUUAAAUCAGUUGUUUUGGCCUUAAUCAAAAAAAAGUCAUGAGAUGUAUAGCAGGCUCAUGGAAUCAAAUAAUACAUUCUUUUUGUGCCCAAAAUGCUUUCAUAAAGAAGUAUUUUAUCCAGCAUCCCCAAUAAUAUACUGUAAAUUGCAUUGUUUAUCAUGAUUGGAUGAGCUUUACAAGACAUCAGACUUAAAGAUGCGCUGCUGGUUUAGUUUUGUUUGUUUUUGUGUUUUACAGCAGAUGUUACAUCAAGAAAAAGCAGUAUUCAUGUGUGUGCGUGUUGGUGUGUGUGUGUGUGUGUGAGUGAGUGAGUGAGUAAGAGAGAGAGAGAGAGAGAGAGAGAGAGAGAUGUGGGCUAACAAAAUCCACAUUUGUCUAUCAUAAUCCACCUCAUUUACCGAAAAACCUUGAAAUUUCAAAUUUAAACCAUUUACAAACUGCUGUGCAGUUAGAUGGAGAGAUAUAAAAGCACACACAAAAAUGAAAAAUUCAACACAGAACAUGAUUGUGGGAGAUUUUGCAAAUCUCAUUGCCUCUUUCAUGCGUGGGACUACAUCACUUUCAAAAGCACAUGCAGCGAUCGUGUGUGUGUGUGCGAGUGUCUGAUACAGAGAUAAAACUUCAAUCUGCCGAGGUUGCACUUUGUGCAUUUCAGUCCUAGUGUAUUUCCUUUUGGUGAUAAUCCAUCUGGUUUGUGUGAAAGGCCCUUGUAGACUGGUCUAGGGCAUGUAGAGCAGAAAAAGUCCAUGAGAAUGGGGUAUACGUCAUGGUGAAUGAUACCACAUACAUGAAGCACAAAUUGGAAAGGUGCUGAAGACCUGUCCUGAGAAUCCUUUUAAUGUCUGUUGCCGCUGGUUUGGCAGAUGUUCAGUGUUUUUGUAUAUUUUAGUAUGUACAGAUUUAAUAAAAACCUGCAUCUUAACAGUA